AUGUACGUAGAUACAACAUCGAUGGGGCCAACGAUCACAAUUGCGGAUUAUUUUUUCCAUCGAUUGAAACAGCUUGAAGUAUUAACGAUCUUUGGAUUGCCUGGUGAAUUUAACGCACCGCUAAUUGAUAAAUUAUAUGGAAUUGAAGGAUUGAGAUGGGCAGGUAACACAAAUGAAUUGAAUGCUGCUUAUGCUGCCGAUGGAUACGCUAGACUAAAAGGUCUCGGAUGCAUCAUAUCGACCUUCGGUGUCGGUGAACUUAGUGCCAUUAAUGGAAUUGCAGGAUCAUAUGCGGAGCACGUUGGGUUACUACAUGUUGUUGGUAUGCCACCUACUAGUGCCCAGACGAGGCAACUGCUACUGCAUCAUACUUUGGGUAAUGGUGAUUAUACAGUGUUUCAUAGAAUGGCGACAGAGGUGAGUUGUCAUUCUGCAGUAAUUAUCGAUACUGAAUUAUGUGCGCAAGAAGUUGAUGAAUGCAUUAGAAACGCAUAUAUUUUCCAAAGACCAGUAUACAUGGGGAUUCCAGUGAACUUAGUAAGCAUGCCAGUAGAUUCUGAUAGACUUAACGAACCUAUUGAUCUCAGCGUCCCGCCAAAUGAUACAUCCAAGGAAAACGAGGUGAUAGACCAGAUCUUAACACAUUUCUAUAAAGCUACUAAUCCCGUCAUUGUAGCAGAUGCAUGUGUUACUAGACAUAGAAUUGAGGCCGAAACAGAAGAACUGUGUCGAAGAACUAAGUUCCCACUGUUCGUUACCCCGAUGGGUAAAGGUUCUGUGGAUGAAGGUCUACCACAAUUUGGUGGUGUUUAUACGGGCUCCAUUUCAUCGCCUUCCGUUAGAGAAGUAGUUGAUUUUGCAGAUUGCCUCAUCGUUAUUGGUUGUAUGCUGGCAGAUUUCGAAACUACUACGUUCCACUUCAAUUACAGGGCCAAUGAAUUGGUGCUACUUUAUCCAACAUCAGUUAAAUUUAAGCAUGCCACAUAUCCUGAUCUUAGCAUCAAACCGUUGUUACAUUCAUUGCUAGCAAACUUGCAAGAAAGGCAAUUGAGCUACCAAUGGCAACCUAGACCACGAAUGGUCAUUCCAAAGCUAGAACUACCAACAACACAUCCGUUAAGACAAGAAUGGGUUUGGAAUCAAAUAUCUCAAUGGUUUAUGGAAGGUGACGUUAUCAUCACUGAAACUGGUACUUCAGCCUUUGGUAUUAAUCAAACUAAUUUCCCUCCUCAUACUUUGGGUAUAUCACAAGCACUUUGGGGAUCCGUCGGUUAUUCAUUGGGUGCCUGUUUGGGAGCCGCCAUGGCAGUUGAUGAGAAGCCGAGAACGCAUAGAGUGGUGCUCUUUGUUGGUGAUGGUGCAUUCCAAUUGACCGCUCAAGAACUUUCCACUGUGAUCCGUUGGGGGCUUACACCUUAUAUAUUUAUCAUGAACAAUCAAGGUUAUUCGGUUGAUAGAUUUUUGCAUUCAAAUGCAAGUUACUACGAUAUUCAACAAUGGAAUUAUUCUACUUUACCAUCAGUCUUUGGUGCUAAGGACUACGAAUCUCGAAAGAUAAUUACAGUUGGCGAUUUUCAAUCGAUGGUGAAUGAUCCAGCUUUUUCCGUUGGUGAUAGAAUUCGCAUUUUAGAGAUUAUGCUACCACCAAUGGAUGUACCGCAAGCGCUGAGGGAAAAAUGGAUUCGGGAAGAAAAGAGAGACCAAGAGAGGCGUGCAAGCGUUGAAUCGGUGAAAAGGUUGAAAUUGGGCCCAUAG
Messenger RNA from Zygosaccharomyces rouxii, 1755 nucleotides. RefSeq names its product branched-chain-2-oxoacid decarboxylase THI3 (gene THI3). Gene Ontology annotation, molecular function: carboxy-lyase activity; magnesium ion binding; thiamine pyrophosphate binding. The transcript has a single exon. The record is from RefSeq and is a predicted model, not a curated record. Bases 1 to 1755 code for a protein of 584 amino acids. Lineage: Eukaryota; Fungi; Ascomycota; Saccharomycetes; Saccharomycetales; Saccharomycetaceae.